CCCGAUAAUCCCUCUGCACCAGGCCAUUACUUCUUCUCCUUCAACUCCAUCUUCAUUUCUGCAUUUUCGCAAUUUACAUCCCAGCAUUACAUAUAUUUCUCAACAAAAUCUCGGAGAUUUACUCUCUCUGCACUUCUCUCUUGAGACAUACUUAAAAUUUCUUAAAGCCCAUUUUUGUUGCGCCAAAAAAUAUAUUGUUGUGGAGAAGAACAUAGACAAUUUUGAUUGUAUAAGAUGAGAGAAGAGGAAGCCAGGCCAGCAAGUGCUUCGUUGCGAGACAUAACUCGCAAGCAUCCGAAAAAAGGCCACAUGAUGCAUUCUGAUCCAGAGCUUUCUAUGGCCUCCUCAAUGAGGGAUGAUCUUAGCAUUGAAGUCUCCCACCGAAAGAGCUGCUUCUCUGCGUAUGACACGACUCGUUUAAGCGGAGAAGGCUCCCCCAUGACGAUGUCCCCUUGGUGUCAAAACAGCUAUUUCAAUCAGUCGUAUCCGUGGGAAAAUUAUGAAACUGAGAAUUCAAACGUCUCUGUUAAAAGGCUUCCUCAAAAUGCCCUCGUCGGGUGUAUAGUACGCGAAGAGGGCCAUAUUUACUCUCUUGCUGCCUGUCGUGAUCUCUUGUACACGGGCUCGGAGAGCAAGAACAUAAGGGUUUGGAAGAAUUUGCAUGAAUUUUCGGCUUUUAAGUCCAACAGUGGACUUGUUAAGGCCAUUAUAAUUUGCGGUGACAAGAUCUUCACGGGGCAUCAAGAUGGCAAAGUGCGAAUUUGGAAAGCUCAGGCCAAGAAUCCAGAUAUCCACAAGCGUUCUGGUACAUUACCAACAUUUAUUGACAUCUUUAAAUGCUCUAUCAAGCCCAAGAACUACGUGGAAGUGAAGCGUAACAAGACCUCUGUCUGGAUCAAACACGGUGAUGCCAUUUCUUCGUUAAGCAUGAACCAGGAGAAAGGCCUUCUUUACUCUGCUUCGUGGGACAAAACAUUUAAGGUCUGGAAAGUGGAGAAUUCCAAGUGUCUCGAAUCCGUUAUAGCCCACGAAGAUGCUGUGAAUUCAAUUGUUGCUGGAGCCAAUGACAUGAUCUUUACAGGCUCCGCGGAUGGGAGUGUUAAGGUAUGGAGAAGGGAAGUGCAUAAUAAAGGUACCAAACACAGUCUUGAACAGACGCUUUUAAGUCAGGAGUGCGCUGUAACGUCUCUAGUUAUAGACGGAUCACACUCGAUACUGUAUUGUGGAUCCUCGGAUGGGCUGGUUAACUUUUGGGAAUGUGAGAAGGAAUUGAAGCAUGGGGGAGUCCUUAAGGGACAUAAGCUAGCAAUUUUGUGUCUAGCUGCUUCGGGGAAUUUAUUGUUUAGUGGAUCAGCGGAUAGGAAUAUUUGUGUGUGGAAGAGGGUGGAGGGUUCAGCUCACUCGUGCCUCUCUGUCUUGACAGGUCACACUGGACCUGUUAAGUGCUUGGCAGUGGAGAAGGAUCUACAAACAUCAAAUGCUGAUGAUCAGCGGUGGCUUUUGUACAGUGGGAGUCUAGAUAAGUCUGUCAAAGUAUGGAGUGUAUCGGAACAAUCUCCUGAUUUUAGUGAAUUUCAGCAAGGAGAUGACAACGGGGACUUCAUCCUACCUGCAAGAUAA
Molecule: messenger RNA, 1620 nt
Organism: Daucus carota subsp. sativus
Lineage: Eukaryota; Viridiplantae; Streptophyta; Magnoliopsida; Apiales; Apiaceae
Product: protein JINGUBANG-like
Exons: 1
Coding region: 235-1620 (461 amino acids)
Molecular function (GO): protein binding
Source: RefSeq, a predicted model, not a curated record